AUGCACAAAAGGAUCCUAAAUUUUUGUGUAAUUGAUAGUCAUAAGUGGGAGAGCAUUGGGAAAUUGCUUGAAAAUUGCUUGAUUGAUUGGGGACAUGAGAAGAUACUCACAAUUACUGCAGAUAAUGCAGCUGCCAAUACUAAGGCAAUUGAAUAUGUGAGGAAGAAAAUAAAUGGGUGGAAAGAUUUGAAUAGUGUGUUAGGAGGAGUUCACAUGCAUAUGAGGUGUAGUGCUCAUAUAAUCAACUUGAUAGUUAAGGAGGGUUUGAAGAGAUUAGAAAGCUCAAUUGUGGCAAUCCGUAAUUCGGUCAAAGUGCAAGGGGUUGGUGGUGAUGAGGAUGUGCCCACUAGGUGGAACUCCACUUAUUUGAUGCUUGAUGCGGCAUUGAAAUUUCGAAAAGCCUUUGAUAGAAUGGGGGAUGAUCCCGAUUCUUCCUACUUAAUGUACUUCAAGGAAGAUGAAGGAGAUGAUGAGAGAAUUGAAGGCAUUGAAGGAAGUGGGAAAGGGAAGGGAAAGUCUAAGACUAAUAAGAGGGUGGGUCCACCUAGUGAUGAAGAUUGGGAAAAAGCCGUGACAUUUGUGAUGUUUUUGAAGACCUUCUAUGAUGUCACGUUGAAAAUUUCAGCUUCUUUGCAUCCAACAUCACACUCAACCUUCCAUGACUUGCUUGCCAUAGAUGGGGAGAUUCGGGAGUUAUAUAGAUAUGAUGUUACAAUUCCUAUUGAAGAACGGACAGCCAUGGAUACUCUUUUAAAUGAUAUGGCAGCAUCAAUGAAGAAGAAAUAUGAUAAAUAUUGGGGGUGA
This is a messenger RNA of Prunus armeniaca (apricot), 804 nucleotides long. Lineage: Eukaryota; Viridiplantae; Streptophyta; Magnoliopsida; Rosales; Rosaceae. The record is from the annotation of a GenBank genome assembly.